This is a messenger RNA of Exophiala spinifera, 1938 nucleotides long. RefSeq lists its product as uncharacterized. The transcript has 2 exons. NCBI's taxonomy places the organism in Eukaryota, Fungi, Ascomycota, Eurotiomycetes, Chaetothyriales, Herpotrichiellaceae. Gene Ontology annotation, cellular component: nucleus; SAGA-type complex. Bases 1 to 1938 code for a protein of 645 amino acids. Gene Ontology annotation, biological process: chromatin remodeling; regulation of transcription by RNA polymerase II. Gene Ontology annotation, molecular function: protein binding; transcription coactivator activity; zinc ion binding. The record is from RefSeq and is a predicted model, not a curated record.
AUGGGUCACGUGCGGCCGAGGCGCUUGGCAUCUGGGGGGCGGUACAGGGUGAAGGACGUAAGCCGUGCGAGAGUUCGACAGUCACCCCUGCCCAUCGCCACCACAGCUUCUCUUCCCGUACCAGAACACCGCUCCCGGCCCAUUCGAUCUACACGCAAACCCGUCUGCUACAACGUUGACGAAGCUGACGACGUUGACGACGUUGACGACGACUCCGCGCCGUCGACACCUCGUCUUGCCACUUUUAGCCGAGGCGACCCACUCCAGUCCGCAGCCUGCGACGCGACGACAUUUGAUGAUUACGCGCAAUAUCUGUCUCCCGACUCAGACAUAGAAGAGGAUGAGCGUAUAGCGAGGAGCAUGGGUGUUAUUCGCAAGAAUGCAGCCCUUAGAGGGGGUGACGGCGGCACCAAGUAUCAUUGCGACGUGUGCUCGAUCGACAUAACCUCUACCGUUCGCAUAUCCUGUGCCAACUCUGCCUGUCGCGAAUACGACCUUUGUGUCCCUUGUUUUGCUCGGGGCGAAUCUAGCAAGACUCAUGAUCCACGGACACACGAAUAUCACGUUGUUGAACAGAACUCGAUCCCCAUCUACACCGAAGACUGGGGCGCCGACGAAGAACUACUCCUGCUCGAAGGCUCGGAGCGCUAUGGGCUUGGUUCCUGGGCCGAUGUGGCCGAGCACAUUGGAGGAUAUCGGGAAAAGGACGAAGUUCGCGACCACUACAUCAGCACCUAUAUCGACAGUUCAUUAUUCCCUUUGCCGGAGUUAGCCGAUCCCGCUAACACCGAGCUUUUUGAGCGCAUCCCAAAGGACGAAUUCCAGGCUCGUAAGAAGAGACGUAUCGAAGAGCGCAAAGAGGCCGCGAAACAUGCACCGCCAGCAACACCCAAGCAGAAACCCACGGCCUCUGUCCCCGCAUGCCACGAAGUUCAAGGUUUCAUGCCUGGCCGACUGGAGUUUGAGACCGAGUUUGCCAAUGAUGCCGAGGAGGCAGUUCAACACAUGUCAUUCGAGCCCGGUAAUGGCUUAGAUCCGAUUACUGGUGAAAUGGAUGAGGAGACAACUCUUAAGAUGAUGGUCUUUGAUAUCUACAACUCUCGAUUGAGGGCCCGGUCGGAGCGCAAAAAGAUCAUCUUUGAACACAAUCUCCUUGAGUACAAGAAAAAUCAACUCCUUGACAAGAAACGGACCAAGGAAGAAAAAGACCUCCUACACAAGGCCAAGCCAUUUGCGAAGAUGAUGAACCACGAAGACUUCGAGGCGCUGAACAGAGACCUACUCCUGGAACACAAUCUGCGUCUUGCCAUUCUUCAACUCCAAGAGUGGAAACAAAUGGGCAUCAGCGAUCUGAAGGGCGGAGAAAAAUACGAGAGCGAUAAGCAAGCUCGGGCGCAACGAAAUCAACCUCAGGGACAAUUCGACCGAAUGCCUCAAAUCCCCAAGAAAGGCAGCCAGCUGCAACAACCCGACCUACCGACCGAGGCGUCUAAAUUGACGAACCCCGAACUGCCACUUCGGUUCCAACGCAAGCCAAAGACCGUACCCCAAUUUACUGAUAGUCAGCCCGCAGUAGAAAACGACUUUGACAAACUGUUCGCUGAGGCCAAUGGUCCCGACAGCACAUCAGGUCCGAAAGCAAAGGUCCGAUAUGAGGUGCCGCUGCUGCCUGGGGUGACGCCGUGGAAUCUGGAGAAGGAUAAGAGCCUAGCCCCAGAUCUGCAAUUGCUCAGCGAAGAGGAGAUCCAACUGUGCAACGUGCUUCAUAUCCGCCCUAAGCCAUAUUUAGCCUUGAAGGAAGGACUGCUCAAGGAGGCCAUGAAGCAAGGCGGCUACAUGAAGAAGAAAGAGGCUCGUGGAGUCUGCAGAAUUGACGUCAACAAAGCCAAUCGCAUCUUUGACUUUAUGAUUCACAGCGGAUGGAUAGCCAAAGCGUGA